AUGGUGAGCCGUUGUGCCAUAUCCAUCCUGAUCCUAUCGGCGCUUGGAGUGCCAUGGGCAUUAGAGCAACCAAGCUCCUCGGUCUUGGGAUUCCACCCGGCUAUGCAAUUCAUUGCGAAGAAGUUCAGCAUGCACAAGGUGUGGAUUUGGUUGGGGAGCUACGGCCACAGUUGCCCCAAGCCGACCUAUGUCUACUCGAAUUGCCCCCACAUCUUGAAGGAGCUGUACUUACCACUUCUGGAGAAGGAAUGGAGCGCUCAAAUGGUGAACCGGUACGUGGACUCACAGGGAAAAGCACGUGUAUGUGGGGCUGACGAUCUCAAGCAGUCUCAGCAUUACCCAGUUAUGUUUGGAAGGACUGCAGCUGCUGGUGAAAUAAAACAAUGCAGAACCAACUACCCAGUUAUGUUUUGA
Molecule: messenger RNA, 414 nt
Organism: Durusdinium trenchii
Lineage: Eukaryota; Dinophyceae; Suessiales; Symbiodiniaceae
Source: the annotation of a GenBank genome assembly